CAAAUCACGUGGGUACCAAUGAUGACGCUUACGUAAUAUUAGAAGCAAGAUCGAAAAUGAUGUCAACAGAUCCUUAAAUUUGACGAAGUUCAAAUCGACGAACAAGUAUCCUUAAUAUGAUAUUCGGAGCCCCUUCGACUUUACCAUAUAUUCUAACAACUACCAGCGACAAAUUUUCCUCAAGCCACGGAUGCAAGUCGAAGUUAACGCCUUCAUCAUAUUUGUGUAAAAUGUCGGGGCUGCCAACAAGCGUGACCUGGAUACUGCAUGAUAUAGGUCAAGGUCUUGUCAAACCUUGAGACCUGUCUAUAUCUGGGAUCGUCUAGCCGACGAACAACCUCGCAGAACAGAAGAUGGAGCAGUCUGAAAGUGAAAGUAGGACUGUUGUUGUUACCGAGGUGGACCACGUGAGCAUGAAAAAGUCUAUCAGCCUGCUUCACUGUACAGCAAUCCUAAUUUCUGUGACCGGUCAUAUCUCCAUUUUUAUCACGCCGACAGCAAUAUUUCAAUAUUCAGAGUCUGUAGGCAUUUCUCUGCUGAUCUGGUGUGUCGGCGGUAUGAUCAACAUGGGGGUGUGUUUGUGUUUCACUGAGAUGGGAACCAUUUACCCCAAGGCUGGUGGAGGGUAUGCUUAUGUCCUUAAAGUAUUUGGCGAUCUGCCAGGUUUUAUGAUUAUGUACGGGUAUAUAAUAAUGAUCUGUUGUCCAUUCUGGGCAUUUGUCGCGUAUAUCGCAUCAUUGUACACUCUUCAGCCGAUUCAAGGAUGCAGGCCUUCAGAAAUGACUGUCAAAUUACUGGCCGCAUGGAUUUUAGUGACUUUGGUGGCCCUCAACUGUGUCUAUAUGAAGUAUGUGACCAAGGUACAGGCGUUUCUCUCCCUCACCAAAAUCAUUGCUCUCCUAAUUAUCAUAACUGGAGGAAUAGUUCGCCUGAUCCAAGGUGAGACAGAAAACUUAGUAAAUGCUUUCCCAAAGACAGCAGAGAGUCUAGAGGCAGGAAAUUUAGCCAUGGCCAUAUUUUUUUCAAUAUUCACCUACGGGGGAUGGCAGGUUCUCUGUAGUCUAAUGGAAGAAGUGAGAGAUCCGGGGAGAGAUGCUCCUCGAGCUGUGUAUUUGUCCUUUGCCAUUAUCGUCCUGAAAUACAUCCUCACAAACCUCGCUUAUUUCAUCGUUUUGUCACCUCACCAGAUCCUUCAUACAGACGCUAUAGCAGUGAUUUUUACAGACAUGCUGUACCCGCCAAUGACACCAGUCAUUUCCAUCCUCGUUGGGUUGUGCUGUGUGGGAGUCUUAAAUGCCAGCAUCAUGGGACAUUCAAGAAUCUUAUUUGCAGGAGCCAGAAAUGGACACGCCCCUUUGAUACUUGGAACACUACAUGUACGGUUCCUUACACCCUGGGCAGCAAUCAUCGUCAUGAGUGCCUGGUCCCUGGUCAUGCUGGUGACGGGAGGACUGACAACAUUUAUGGAGUUUAUUCAGGUUUUCUCUACGAUCCUCAGUAUAUGUGUCAUAUCUGCUCAGUUGUACUUACGCAAGACCCAACCAGACAUCAACAGACCAUUUAAGGCUAACCUUGUGAUGGCUGUGACGGUUUUGGCUGUCAAUGCGAUCCUGCUGGUAAUGUGUGUGGUCGCUGCCCCUAAAAGGAUUGGUCUUGGUCUUGGAGUGUGGCUAACUGGUAUUCCAGUGUAUAUAGUGUUUGUGCAAUGGAAGUCCAAACCCAAAGGAUUCAACAAGUGUAUGGCAAAGAUCACACGCAGCAUACAGAAGGGCCUUCUGCUGGGAAAGUCAGUAUAGGGUCGUCACAGGUGCCUAACUACAUAAAGCUCCCUUGCUGGGAAAGUUAUUGUGAUAGAAUCACUCUAACUUUCUGGAAAACAUACAAAUACUCAAUUCUUUGUGAAAGUAACUCCUAUGUUUCUUGAAUGAUUUCGAUGAAAGUUAGUUGAAAGGGUUGACGGAUGGCACAAUAGUAACUUGCCUUUCACCUAGGCAGGUGGGACUUGAUUCCUGAUCUAACAUGAAAUGAUAUGGGAUCACCUGACUGACCAUGUGUUUCGUUUUUUCCCCUGGGUAUUCCGGUUUUCUCGGAUACUCCCCUGCCUUAUAAGAUAAGUAUCCCCCAUAAGAUUUGUAUACGGAUACUAAAACUGACCAUGGGAUUUGUAUCCCCC
Pecten maximus is the source of this 2173-nucleotide messenger RNA. Its product is annotated as large neutral amino acids transporter small subunit 2-like. The coding region runs from base 354 to 1796 and encodes 480 amino acids. Gene Ontology annotation, cellular component: membrane. The transcript has 10 exons. Gene Ontology annotation, biological process: amino acid transmembrane transport. Lineage: Eukaryota; Metazoa; Mollusca; Bivalvia; Pectinida; Pectinidae. Gene Ontology annotation, molecular function: L-amino acid transmembrane transporter activity. The record is from RefSeq and is a predicted model, not a curated record.